AUGACCGAGUCGUCUCCUCCUGAAUUAUCCCUCCUCAAGACGCUGAAGCACCCAUCGACCGGGCCUUCUCGAUCAUGGCAAUCUCUCGCUCACCCUGAUCCCUCCACGCCUCUCCUCGCAACGGCUUCCGCUGAUAAAACUGUGAACAUCUGGAACCUGCGAGACUACUCUCUGAUCUCGACGAUAAGCGGCGGUCACAAACGCAGCGUUCGGGCUGUUUCUUGGAAGGACUACGGAAGCCAUGCAGGCAAGAAUAAGAAACCCGUGGUCCUGGGCACGGGGAGCUUCGACGCCAACGUCGGAAUAUGGAUAUGGAACGACGACAGGCGAUGGUCCAGGUUCCGUGACAAUAAUGGCGAUAGCAAUAACAAUACCAACAACCACGAGCCAUCUUCAAGGGGCGGGGGUCAAGAAGCUGCCAUGACCGAGGAAAGUGGGAACGAAAUGGACCUUACACGCGACGACGGCGACGACGAAGAGGAUGAAGAAUGGCACUUUUCUACACUCUUGACAGGACCAGACUCGGAGAUCAAAUCCAUUGAAUUUUCCCCUCCUCACUAUGCGGCAAACCUUUUGGCCACGUGCUCGCGUGACAAGUCAGUAUGGAUAUGGGAAGAAGUCGAGCCGGAGGAGUGGGAGACGAUUGCCGUACUCAGCGAGCACACGGGCGACGUCAAGUGCGUGAGCUGGUGCGCCGGCGCGUCAAGAGGCAACGGGCGGAAGACCAAGAGACGGAAACUAGAGAACCCCAGUGACGGCGACGUUGAGAUGGGUAACGGGAGUGGCCACGUGAACGGGGUUCUGGCGGCCCAUGACAAUGACAAUGAGAAUGAGAAUAACGUAAUCGGAUCGAGAGAUAUCCUGGCAAGCGGCUCUUACGAUGAUACGAUCAGGCUGUGGCGCGAUGUCGAGGAGGAAGGAGACUGGAUAUGUGUAGGUGUGAUUGAAGGCCAUAGAGGGACGGUAUGGGACGUCAAGUGGGAGCCGUUCAUCAACUACGAUACACUGGACCUAGUGGGGAUAUCGGGUCAAGAUCGAGAUACCGCCGUCGCUGAGUUCGAAGCGGAUUGGCAGCCGAGAAUAGUGUCGUGUUCGGACGAUCUGAGUGUGCGGAUCUGGCGGCGCGAGCUGAGCGAGGCUGAAAAGGCCAAGAGGGCGGACAGGAGGAAAACAACCUCGGCGCCUACGGGAUUUGCGAGUUCGAGAUUACCCAGCGUCAUUCGCCCGAUGAGCAGUAUGGAGAAGUGGGUUGAGGAUACGAUUCUGCCAGAGGUCCAUGUUCGCAGCGUCUAUGCCGUCGACUGGUCGAGGCGGACAGGACUGGUGGUGAGCUGUGGUGGAGACGGGGCCAUCGUGGUGUAUAAAGAGGUUGUCGAUACGGAAGCCAGUGCGACCGGCACAGCGGCGGAUGUGGUGAUGAACGGCACGACUGCCCCUGCCGGCUCCUCGGGAGAGACGGCGCCUCAACCGUACGUGGUGCGCAAGACGAAGUGGAUUGUCGUUGCGGUCAUCGAGGCGGCUCACGACGAGUUUGAGAUCAAUCAUGUCUGUUGGGCCGAGAGACGAGACAGAGACAAACGCGCCGACGGGGAGGAGGUCAUCAUAUCGACUGGUGAUGAGGGAGAUGUCAGAGUCUGGACGCUGCCUGAUGCUCUUGUACAGAAGGAUUCGUCAUGA
Messenger RNA from Exophiala spinifera, 1677 nucleotides. RefSeq lists its product as uncharacterized. Gene Ontology annotation, biological process: iron-sulfur cluster assembly. The record is from RefSeq and is a predicted model, not a curated record. NCBI's taxonomy places the organism in Eukaryota, Fungi, Ascomycota, Eurotiomycetes, Chaetothyriales, Herpotrichiellaceae. Gene Ontology annotation, cellular component: cytosolic [4Fe-4S] assembly targeting complex. The transcript has a single exon. Gene Ontology annotation, molecular function: protein binding. The coding region runs from base 1 to 1677 and encodes 558 amino acids.